Molecule: messenger RNA, 1665 nt
Organism: Phragmites australis (common reed)
Lineage: Eukaryota; Viridiplantae; Streptophyta; Magnoliopsida; Poales; Poaceae
Product: F-box/LRR-repeat protein At3g48880-like
Exons: 4
Coding region: 423-1388 (321 amino acids)
Molecular function (GO): protein binding
Source: RefSeq, a predicted model, not a curated record
CCGACCCGCUUCUAACCCCGACGGCCCGGACACGGCCCCCUCGGUCCUCCCCCUUCUUCGUCGUCCCGGCCGAAGGGGGGGCCCGACACCCACGCCCCCAACCCCGAUUCCCACCGCCUCGGCCUCCGGCGCCGCGGCCGGGCACUCUCACCGCAGCUCGCCGCCGCCGAGCACGAAGCCCGCGCGGUCCCUCCCUCUGCCGGAUCCUCCACCCCACGCGACGCUCCUCAGCCCACUGCUGCGUGCCGGUGCUCGUGCCCACAGCGCCGCUCCUCUCUCGGAAGUCUAGUGGGGCGAAGAUCCGCCUGGGAUAGGGCCGAUUCCUUCUCGCGCCGGGAAUAUAUGAGAUCUGCCAGUGGUCCGCUAAUUGUACAUGCCUUCCUCAGUGACAAGUAUCUUCAUAUUGCGUCGGAUUAUCAAUAAUGGGAGAGAAUAAAUGGAUGGGAAAAAGGUGGGAGGACAUGGACACUGAUGUCCUCGUGAAGAUAUUCAAGGAGUUGAAUUUGGUUGAGCUGUCACCAGUAUCUCAAGUUUGUCGUUUGUGGCGUUUGGCCUGUUCAGAUCCGCUUAUUUGGGGCACUCUUGACUUUGGAUUGUUAAAAUCCAAUUUUAUUCAAACAAGAGCAUCACCAUAUAUUUGGGUUGAUGAUAGGUCUGACAAGAGACUUGCAAGAAUACUACGGGUGGCUAUGGCAAUUAGCUAUGGAAAUGUGAAUUGCAUGAUAUUCCAUUACAAUUUGUACAUGAAGGAUGAGCAUCUUCAUUUCAUCUCAGAAAGGUCUCCUCACCUGAAACGAUUGGUUAUGCCAGCAUGGAACCGCAUCACCAAAUUGGGAAUAUGUCAAGCUAUUCAAAGGUGGGAAGAGCUGGAGUCCUUGACAAUGCCUACCAUCGGCCAUCCUCCGUAUAUUAUGGAAGAGAUAGCCAGGAGCUGCAAGAAUUUCACAGAACUCAAGAUCAUGGGCUCAUUUGACCACCAAUUUGCUUUGGCGAUUUCGCAAUACCUUCCAAAGCUGAAAGUGUUGAGCCUUCGUUGCUCGAAAGUGACCAUGGAUGCACUGCUCUCUUUACUGAACUCGAUGGAAUAUCUUGAGGUUCUGAAUAUUUCCCACUGCCUGCUGUUGGGCAUUGCUGUAAACGGGCGUAGGCAAGUGGUCCAUGAGCUGGAUGACCAAACUCUCGAGAAAGCUUCACGACUGCGUGAAUUCCACUACUGCCAGAGCAGGUCGUGCAUCGCAUGCCAACGGAUGAUGGUGGAUGAAGGCAUCAUGCGUUGGUAUAGGUAUGAGGAUUGGUUUUGGCGCCGGGAUGAGGUGAGGUCGCUUGAUCUGCAAGAUUAUGGGAAACUGUUUGAUGCUGAUUGCGAGAGGCUGACAUCUGUGGAUUAGAUGCUAAUCAGGAAAUAAAACCCAUCUCCUCAGUCCUCGUUGUAGAAACUUGUUGACCUACCAUUCAUAAAUCAUAGCAAGCACUGAGCUGUAACAGUAGAGAAAUAACAUCGACAGUGCGUGCAUGGUGUGUGUAGCUAAUGCUGUAAAUACUUGAAUAGUUUGUCCUGUAUGAAGGUGUCGUGAUAGUCUCUAUGGGAGUUUGCAACCCUGGACCAUAUGCUUUCAAAUUGUUGCAUUGGACAUCAGUUGAUAGUAUUGGUUUUAUGCACGGUAA